AAACAAUUAGGCUCGGUAGAGAAAAAAUGGGCAAUUUGAACUCCCCAGCAUAUGUACACAACGCCAACGUAUACUCUCGCAUUUUCGUCUUCGCUCCAUUUUUUCUGUAUAUUUUACCAUUAAACUACAGCAGAGUCCGAUUGAGAUCCACCGAGUGCAGCACCACCACCACCACCGGCGAUGGCGAAAUCCAGCGCAGACGACCAGGAGCUUCGGCGGGCCUGCGAGGCCGCCAUCGAAGGCACCAAGCAGAGCGUCGUCAUGUCGAUCCGCGUGGCCAAGAGCCGUGCGAUCCGGGGUAUAACGCACAUGCUCGGCCGCGACAUGGCCAAAGCUAGGGUUCUGGCUCUUUCCGUAAAAUCCAAGGGCCAGAGGACUAAAGCCUUUCUUCGAGUCUUAAAAUAUUCCACCGGAGGAGUCCUUGAGCCUGCAAAGUUAUACAAACUAAAGCAUCUUUCAAAGGUGGAGGUUUUAACGAACGACCCUAGUGGGUGUACUUUUACCCUGGGCUUUGAUAAUCUUAGGAGUCAAAGUGUUGCUCCUCCUCAAUGGACCAUGCGAAAUAUUGAUGACAGGAACCGCCUUUUACUUUGCAUUUUGAACAUAUGCAAAGAUGCUCUUGGUCAGCUUCCUAAAGUUGUUGGUAUAGAUGUCGUGGAGAUGGCUCUUUGGGCUAAGGAAAAUACACCAGCUGUCACUAGCCAAGGAAAGGAGCAAGAGGGACCUGCUGCAUCUACAGUAACGGAAAGUGACUUGAAAGUAACUGUUGAAAAAGAACUUGUCUCCCAAGCUGAGGAAGAGGACAUGGAGGCACUUUUGGGAACUUAUGUCAUGGGUAUUGGUGAAGCAGAGGCAUUUUCUGAAAGGUUGAAGAGAGAGCUUCUGGCUUUGGAAGCAGCAAAUGUGCAUGCCAUUUUGGAAAGUGAACCCUUGAUCGACGAGGUAUUGCAAGGCCUUGAGGCAGCAACAAAUUGUGUCGAUGACAUGGACGAAUGGUUAGGCAUUUUCAAUGUGAAACUCAGACACAUGAGAGAAGACAUCGAAUCAAUAGAAACCCGCAAUAACAAGUUGGAGGUGCAAUCUGUAAAUAAUAGAGCACUCAUUGAGGAACUCGAUAAGCUUCUUCUAGGUUUGCGCGUUCCUUCUGAGUAUGCCGCAUGUUUGACGGGAGGUUCAUUUGAUGAAGCACGUAUGCUUCAAAACAUAGAAGCAUGUGAGUGGUUGGCUGGUGCUUUACGCAGUCUUGAAGCGCCAAACUUGGACCCUAUAUAUGCAAAUAUACGGGCUGUUAAAGAGAAGCGAGAAGAACUUGAAAAAUUGAAAUCUACAUUUGUCAGGAAAGCUUCUGAGUUCUUGCGAAAUUAUUUUGCUAGUUUGGUGGAUUUUAUGAUAAGUGACAAGAGCUACUUUUCUCAGCGGGGCCAACUGAAAAGGCCUGAUCAUGCUGAUCUACGGUACAAAUGCAGAACAUAUGCUCGCCUUCUGCAACAUUUAAAGAGUCUUGAUAAGAAUUGCAUGGGCGCUUUGAGGAAAGCAUAUUGUAGCUCCCUCAACUUGCUUAUUCGUCGUGAGGCUCGUGAAUUUGCAAAUGAGCUUCGUGCUAGUACAAAAGCAUCAAGAAAUCCAACCGUCUGGCUUGAAACUUCUACUGGGUCUGGUCAAAAUGCGAAUGCUGCAGACACUUCUGCUGUUUCUGAAGCUUAUUCCAAGAUGCUUACAAUUUUUAUCCCACUCCUUGUAGAUGAGAGUUCUUUCUUUGCGCACUUUAUGUGUUUUGAAGUUCCAGCACUUAAUCCUCCUGGGGGUACUGCUAAUGGAGAUAAGUCUGAUGACACCAAUGACGAUGAUUUGGGAAUCAUGGACAUUGAUGACAAGGACAGCAAGGCUGGUAAAAGUUCAGGAGAGCUUGCAGCAUUAAAUGAAUCUCUUCAGGAUUUACUCGAUGGAAUCCAGGAAGACUUUUAUGCCGUUGUGGAUUGGGCUUACAAGAUUGAUCCCUUACGCUGCAUAUCAAUGCAUGGGAUUACAGAGCGCUAUCUUUCUGGUCAGAAAGCUGAUGCAGCAGGAUUUGUGCGUCUCUUGCUUGGUGAUCUAGAGUCGAGGGUUUCUAUGCAGUUCAGUCGCUUUGUUGAUGAAGCUUGCCACCAGAUUGAAAAAAACGAGCGCAAUGUUAGACAAAUGGGUGUCUUAUCAUACAUCCCAAGAUUUGCUACUUUGGCAACACGAAUGGAGCAGUACAUCCAGGGACAAUCUAGGGAUUUGGUUGAUCAAGCAUACACAAAAUUUGUUAGCAUUAUGUUUGUGACUUUGGAGAAAAUUGCACAAACAGAGCCAAAAUAUUCUGAUCUUUUUCUAUUAGAGAACUAUGCUGCAUUUCAGAAUAGUUUGUAUGACCUAGCAAAUGUUGUGCCCACCUUGGCCAAAUUUUAUCACCAGGCAAGUGAAGCUUAUGAACAAGCUUGCACACGCCAUAACAGCAUGAUCAUAUACACUCAAUUUGAACGGCUUUUCCAGUUUGCUCGAAAAAUAGAGGAUUUGAUGUUUACAAUCGCACCAGAAGAGAUCCCUUUCCAGCUUGGGUUGUCAAAGGCGGAUCUGCGGAAGGUGUUAAAAUCAAGCUUAUACGGGCUUGACAAGUCCAUCACUGCAAUGUACAAGAAGUUGCAGAAAAACAUGACUUCCGAAGAACUGCUGCCUUCUUUAUGGGAAAAAUGCAAGAAGGAAUUCCUUGAGAAGUAUGAAACUUUUGCUCAACUCGUCGCCAAGAUUUACCCGACAGAGACCUUUCUCACCGUAGCAGAACUGAGAGACCUUUUGGCUACCAUGUAAAGCGAGAGUUUGCCUUGCAUAUCUUGACAGCUUCUUUUGAGGGAUGAACUUAGCUUGCAUAAUCUUUCCUUUCCAUUCUUUUUGCUUCAUUUUCCGGAAACAUUUUCUGGUAAUUUGAUUUAUUAAAAAAUGUCGAUUUUUCGAGCAUGUCA
Molecule: messenger RNA, 2981 nt
Organism: Pyrus x bretschneideri (Chinese white pear)
Lineage: Eukaryota; Viridiplantae; Streptophyta; Magnoliopsida; Rosales; Rosaceae
Product: exocyst complex component SEC3A-like
Exons: 25
Coding region: 181-2829 (882 amino acids)
Biological process (GO): exocytosis; Golgi to plasma membrane transport
Cellular component (GO): plasma membrane; exocyst
Molecular function (GO): phosphatidylinositol-4,5-bisphosphate binding
Source: RefSeq, a predicted model, not a curated record